Molecule: messenger RNA, 2029 nt
Organism: Eptesicus fuscus (big brown bat)
Lineage: Eukaryota; Metazoa; Chordata; Mammalia; Chiroptera; Vespertilionidae
Gene: TFG
Product: trafficking from ER to golgi regulator
Exons: 8
Coding region: 386-1588 (400 amino acids)
Biological process (GO): endoplasmic reticulum to Golgi vesicle-mediated transport; COPII vesicle coat assembly
Cellular component (GO): endoplasmic reticulum exit site
Molecular function (GO): identical protein binding
Source: RefSeq, a predicted model, not a curated record
GCUGGCCCGGGCCGGGGCAGCCCCACGCCCCUGCCGCUGCGCAUGCGUCUUGGGGGUGGUCGGCUCGCCGGGAGGCGGGGCGACGGGACAGAUUUCUCUCCUUGCUCCGCCCCUCUCCUUCCCCCACCUGCCACGUCCUGGGCCUGAGCUCUCGCUAGGUUUGGUGGGUCCGUGCGAUUGGCCGGAGCCCGCGCGAUCCUACGAACGAGGUGCGGCGGCUGCGGAGGGCGGCGGCGUGGGCCUUGAGCGCAGCCACCCCGGACGCCCGAGAGCUCGGCGGCCUUGCACCGGUCGGGUCAGCGGAGACCCGCGGAGAGGCGCCAGCGCGGCCUCGGCCAGCCGUAUUUCUCUAGAAUUGUAUAUAUCUGACAUCCUGGAGUCCACCAUGAAUGGACAGUUGGACCUAAGUGGGAAGCUAAUCAUCAAAGCUCAACUUGGGGAGGACAUUCGACGAAUUCCCAUUCAUAAUGAAGAUAUUACUUACGAUGAAUUAGUGCUAAUGAUGCAAAGAGUUUUCAGAGGAAAACUUCUGAGUAAUGAUGAAGUUAUCAUAAAGUAUAAAGAUGAAGAUGGAGAUCUUAUAACAAUUUUUGAUAGUUCUGACCUUUCCUUUGCAAUUCAGUGUAGUAGAAUACUGAAACUGACAUUAUUUGUUAAUGGCCAACCAAGACCCCUUGAAUCAAGUCAGGUGAAAUAUCUCCGUCGAGAACUCAUAGAACUUCGAAAUAAAGUGAAUCGCUUAUUGGAUAGCUUGGAACCACCUGGUGAACCAGGACCUUCCACCAGUAUUGCUGAAAAUGAUACUAUGGAUGGUAGGGAAGAAAAGCCUGCUGCUUCUGAUUCUUCUGGAAAACAGUCUACUCAGGUUAUGGCAGCAAGUAUGUCAGCUUUUGAUCCUUUAAAAAACCAAGAUGAAAUCAGUAAAAAUGUCAUGUCAGCGUUUGGCUUAACAGAUGAUCAGGUUUCAGGGCCACCCAGUGCUCCUGCAGAAGACCGUUCGGGAACACCUGACAGCAUUGCUUCCUCCUCCUCCGCAGCUCAUCCUCCCGGAGUUCAGCCACAACAGCCACCAUAUACAGGAGCUCAGACACAAGCAGGUCAGAGUGAAGGUCAGAUGUAUCAACAGUACCCACAGCAGGCUGGUUAUGGUGCUCAGCAGCCACAGGCACCACCUCAGCCAGCACAGCAGUAUGGCAUUCAGUAUUCAGCAGGCUAUAGUCAGCAGACUGGACCCCAGCAACCUCAGCAGUUCCAGGGAUAUGGCCAGCAAGCAACUUCCCAGGCACAAGCUGCUGCCUUUUCUGGUCAGCCUCAACAACUGCCUGCUCAACAGCCACAGCAGUACCAGGCGAGCAGUUACCCUCCACAUACUUACGCUACCCAAACUUCUCAGCCUACUAGUUAUACUGUGGCCCCUGCCUCACAACCUGGAAUGGCUCCAAGCCAAGCUGGGGCCUAUCAACCAAGACCAGGUUUUACUCAAUCUGCAAGUACCAUAACCCCUCCUCCAAGUGGGCCUAACCCGUAUGCACGUAACCGUCCUCCCUUUGGCCAGGGCUAUACUCAACCUGGACCUGGUUAUCGAUAAAGAGGCUCAGCUACAUUGAUGAAAUGUAGCUGCUAGCUAUUUGCCUCCCAAAAGACUCCAAUACUAUUAUUUUAUUUUAAUUUGUAUUGAAGUUCAGAAAUUUAAAAAGCAGAGCAUUUUUUAUGAUAUCAUUGUUGCUGUUAAUUGAGAGUAUAACUUGCUAGAACACAAGAGACCAAAAUGAAAAUUUUUUCCUCCCCUGCUUAAAAGUGUAGCAGCUUCCUAGUAAUUUUGGAACACUACUCUUAUGUGUGUAAAGUGAUUGACUUUCUAGCUUGCCUUGUCCAGAGGUUAUUAAAAUGCUAGGUUGAAAUUUAGCCAUCUUAUUUGGCUUUGUACUAUUAACAUGAUGUACUAAAAAUAGAUCUCUUUGAAAAGACAACUAGAUAUUAUGUAUAAAAUGUAAUAACAUUGAUAGGUUAAUAAAGAUGAUUGAAUCAA